AUGUCUGACCCCGCCGCGCAGGCUGCCAUGGCAGCAGCAAUAGCAGCAGCCGUUCGCUCAUUCAAUAUCGAGUUGUGGACGACCUAUGCCGUUGGCGUCCUCAUGACGGUUCUCCGGACAUUUGCUCGGGUGAAGUCGGUGGGCGUCAGAGACCUUCGAGCAGACGACUUCAUCGUCUGGCUUUCCAUUGUGCGUAUCACUACAUCCCUCCGGGAGUGUCACAUCAGCCUUCCAUUUGCUAACGCAGGCCCAACUCCGCAGUUGCUCUACUCCGCGCAGUCGACUCUGGCAUAUUUCGCGGUCAAUCACGGCCAGGGGCUCGCAAACAAUGCUAUGACGGACGCAGAGCGAGCGGCGCUGUCCGUCGAUUCUACGGAAUACCAACUCAGAGUAUUCGGCUCCAAGAUUCAGGUGGUGGGCUGGAGCACUUAUUCGUGCUUGAUCUUCUCGCUCAAGAUAGCCGUGCUUGUCUUCUACAUCAGACUCAUGCAAGGCCUUAGCAACCGUUUCCGCAUUCGUAUCUGGGUCGGAUUUGGCCUCGUCAUUGUGACCUGGCUCGCAACGUUCAUAACGAUUUUUUCAUCGUGCAGGCCGCUCUCCAAAUACUGGCAGAUUAACCCGGAUCCUGGCAACGCAUGCCAGGGUGCCGUAACCAGGCCGGUCAUCUGGGUCUCAUUCACCUCGAGUAUAGUUACUGAUAUCUACCUCAUCAUGAUACCCAUUCCCAUGCUUUGGGGAACUAGCAUGAAACUCGGGAAGAAGAUAGCCGCCACUAUCGUCCUCGGUGCAGGCGUGUUUGUUCUCAUCUGCUCUCUUCUAAAGACAGUCUUCGUUAUAAUUGUGAGUCUCGAUGCUGCUCCGGAGACACCCCGCCUUUCUCCCCCCAAACAGGGCCACAUUUCGCUAAUUCCACUUUGCCAACAGGACCCCAUCCACGGUGCACAGCUCGCUGGCGAAUGGGGUACCCGGGAAGCCUUCGUCUCGGUGGUCACUACGAACCUUCCCAUGAUAUUCCCCCUCUUCAAGACAUGGCUUAAACCACUGUUCGGCAGUGCCUUCUCUUCUGAUCGGACGCCAUCCAAUCCAACUGGCUUCCGAACCAUCGGUGGUGGCGAUGGUGAGUCCCGCAGUCGGAAUCGACGUCGUAGAUCUCCUAGUGCAAAGCACAAUUCCACCCCUGGCUUAUCAUACACCGAGAGUGAGGAACGGAUUAUCAACGAUGUGAAGAUGCAGAACCUGAAUGUUUCUGUCGGCCCGGCCCCUACUGACAACCCGUCAACGGGUAUCGUGGUCUCCAAAGAAUUCCAGAUCGCCGAAGAUAGAUCCGGCCGAAAGGGCGAGCAUAAUCCGAAGCGUGUUCCCGAGUCUUGGUAG
This is a messenger RNA of Venustampulla echinocandica, 1374 nucleotides long. RefSeq lists its product as uncharacterized. The record is from RefSeq and is a predicted model, not a curated record. The transcript is spliced from 4 exons. Lineage: Eukaryota; Fungi; Ascomycota; Leotiomycetes; Helotiales; Pleuroascaceae. The coding region runs from base 1 to 1374 and encodes 457 amino acids.